Linum trigynum is the source of this 813-nucleotide messenger RNA. The record is from the annotation of a GenBank genome assembly. NCBI's taxonomy places the organism in Eukaryota, Viridiplantae, Streptophyta, Magnoliopsida, Malpighiales, Linaceae.
CUUAGUUUGGUUUUGAUUCUUUGUUCCUCUAGCGAAACAAAUUGGACUCGAUCGAAUCUAAACGAGAUCACUUCUUCAGUUAUCGUUUCCCACUUUUCUGUUAUCCAGUGCCGAUUCUUCUGACAUUUCAAGUUUCUUUUUUGCCAGACGAAUCCACUGUGAUGGUGGAAUGUCACGGAGGGAACAAGGUGGGGAGAAGCCUAACCCUCGAAGAAGCUACCGAUACCAUACUCUUCUGUAGCUCCAUUGUCCACGACCUGGCAUAUCAAGCUGCAACAAUAGCCAUUGAAAAAGAACUCUCAGUCCCAUUGGAAGAUACACGGCCAACAGUUACCAUCUUGGGGAAAUCCACUCCUGAUAGAAAGGAUACCCGCAUUGGUGGAAGAACCAGACGGAGCUUAAAACCUUCCAAAGUGAAGCAGCAGCAGCAGAAGCAAGUAGAUGCCUCCGUGAAAAGCCCUUCCUCUGUGAAGGUAGAGAAUGACGAGAAUGCGGACGAUUCCAUGGUGCGGAACGUCGGUCUUCCUAAUAGAAUGGAUAGUUCGAAGCCUCCAAAGCUGGAAUCCAAGUGCAAUUGCACAAUAAUGUGAAGGAAUGAAGGUCUACCUCUGGUUUCUGUAUGUUGAUUAGAAAUGGCUUCUCUUUAUUUUUGGGGUGGGUUUGAAAUGAAAGAUCGCCAAUUGGUUUUCCAAAUUUAUUUGUAAGAAAAAAGUACAAAAAUUGAUGUGUUUGUUGGGUAACAUAAGCUGUAAAGUUUCUUGUAUUUGUUGUUAGGUUGAUUGUUAGCGGAAUGAGUAAAAAAGAAAAGAAGGC